Amyelois transitella is the source of this 1586-nucleotide messenger RNA. Its product is annotated as dolichyl-diphosphooligosaccharide--protein glycosyltransferase subunit 1. Lineage: Eukaryota; Metazoa; Arthropoda; Insecta; Lepidoptera; Pyralidae. Gene Ontology annotation, cellular component: membrane; oligosaccharyltransferase complex. The record is from RefSeq and is a predicted model, not a curated record. Bases 73 to 1473 code for a protein of 466 amino acids. The transcript has a single exon.
UGUGAAAUGUGAUGGCGUGUACUUCCGGCGACGACGUUGUCAAAUGUCAAAAAUCCGAACUAAAAUUUAACAAUGCCGGCGAAAAUGCAAUUUUGUUUUAUUUUCCUACUAUGUGGACUUUUAAUAUGUAAAGGUGUUAUUGUUGAUACAGUGUCUAGUGAUGUUAAGUUAAAAAAUGUAGACCGAACAGUGAAUAUUGCGUCUCAACUCGUAAGAAUUACAUCCAAAAUAACCCUACAGAAUGAUGGUAAAUCACCGCUAAGGAACUUCUUGGUAGCAGUAGAGGCUUCACAGAAGAGCAACUUGGCAUUCAUCGGUGCUAAGGAUAGUAACAACAGAGAGCUACGACUUAUGGACACAACAGUGAAAGGUUACGACAAUGCGCGAUUUUGGCGUGUAGAACUGAAAGAGGGUGUCGGGGCGGGUUCCACUGCUGUUUUUACUGUUGAAUCGGUUUACACUAAAGCGCUACAGCCCUAUCCCACUAGCGUUACUCAACAAGAAGAUCAGUUGGUGAAGUACAUUGGUAACUUAUAUGUGUACUCUCCCUACCCAAUUGCAUCCCAAAAGACGACUGUAGUCAUGACGACGAAAAACGUAGAGUCUUUUACUAAACUUAAACCUUUUACGCAGCAAGAUGGAAACAUUAUCUACGGUCCAUAUACAAAUGUUGGUCCAUUCAGUGAAAAGGAAUUAUCUGUUCACUACAAGAACAACUCGCCAUUUUUGACUGUUACUCGUGUUGAAAGAUUAAUUGAAGUAUCUCAUUGGGGAAACAUAGCUGUUGAGGAAGUCAUCGAGAUUGUACAUUCUGGAGCAAAGUUGAAGGGCCCAUUUUCUCGUUAUGAUUACCAACAGGACCAUCACAGCGGGCCUGCAAGUGUACGGUCAUACAAGACUUUGUUGCCUGCCUCUGCUUCAGAUGUGUAUUAUAGAGACACCAAUGGCAACAUAUCUACCUCCAAUAUGAAGGUCAAGAAGGAUUCUGUAGAACUUGACCUAAGACCUAGAUACCCUCUCUUUGGAGGCUGGAAGACUCAUUACACUCUAGGCUACAAUGUACCUAGCUAUGAAUAUUUAUUUAGCUCUGGAAAUGAUUUCUUGCUGAAGAUGAGGGUUAUUGACCACAUAUUUGAUGAUAUGCAAGUUGAUGAAGUGAUAACCAAGAUCAUUUUGCCAGAGGGAUCUUCCAAUAUCAAGCUUAACUUGCCAUACCCUGUUACAAGGUUGCCAGACAGUCUUCACUAUACUUAUUUGGACACCAAGGGUCGCCCAGUGAUUACUUUCAAAAAGGAGAAUGUUGUUGAGAAUCACAUUCAAGAUUUCCAACUUCGUUACACAUUCCCAAGAUUGCUGAUGUUACAAGAACCUCUUUUAGUUGUAGGUUUCCUACAUGCACUAUUCCUUUUGGUCAUUAUUUAUGUAAGAUUAGAUUUCUCUAUUCACAAGGCUGAGCACCCACACAAGGACUAAAUAAUUUAAUUUUAUGUUACACAUUAAUAUAUUCAGUAUGUUUGAAUCAUCUAGUUUUGUGCAUUUCUAUGUCUCAAAUGUGUGAGAAAUAAAUAAUAAUAAGUAAAUUGCUA